This is a messenger RNA of Dermacentor albipictus, 1577 nucleotides long. RefSeq names its product p38b MAP kinase (gene p38b). The record is from RefSeq and is a predicted model, not a curated record. Gene Ontology annotation, molecular function: MAP kinase activity; ATP binding. Gene Ontology annotation, biological process: protein phosphorylation; intracellular signal transduction. NCBI's taxonomy places the organism in Eukaryota, Metazoa, Arthropoda, Arachnida, Ixodida, Ixodidae. Gene Ontology annotation, cellular component: nucleus; cytoplasm.
CACUGCUCCAACAGACGUCGAGCGCAGUCGAGCACUUUCGUGAUCCUAUUUGCGCGAUCGCACCCCUACAGUCGCUGUACCCAAGCCGCCCAAGCCUCGAUGCUCUGUAAGCUAGUACUGUGUGCCCGUAGUGUGUUCCGCUGAUCCUCAUGCGCGGUUUUUCUUAGCUCGGAAAAAAAAAAUUGAAGCAUGAGGAGCGGAUUUCACCGAGUCGAGCUGAACAAGACGGUAUGGGAGGUUCCCGUCCGCUACAACAACCUUUCGCCCAUCGGCGUCGGCGCUUACGGACAAGUUUGUUCGGCAUUUGACAAGGAGCACAAGCACAAAGUGGCCAUCAAGAAGUUGUCACGGCCCUUCCAGUCUGCCAUCCAUGCCAAGCGCACCUAUAGAGAACUGCGACUCCUCAAGCACAUGGACCACGAAAAUCUGCUCUUCCUCGUUUCCUGGUUGCAAGGCCCUUCCGACCUCAUCACUAGUUAUAGGAGGAGUUCCUGUAUCCUGUUCAUUACUGUUUCUAAUGGAGGUAUCCUGACUCCUCCGUGUACUGUACUGGUGAUAGGCCUUCUCGACGUGUUCACACCCUCAACUACACUGGAGGACUUCCAUGAUGUGUACCUGGUGAACCAUCUGAUGGGUUCUGAUCUGAACAACAUAAUCCGGACUCAACGAUUGAGUGACGACCAUGUUCAAUUUCUCGUCUACCAGAUUCUGAGGGGGCUGAAGUACAUCCACUCGGCUGGCAUCAUCCACAGGGAUCUGAAACCAAGCAAUAUUGCGGUGAAUGAGGACUGUGAAUUGAAGAUCCUGGACUUUGGCCUGGCGCGCCAUGCGGAGGUGGAGAUGACUGGCUAUGUGGCCACACGGUGGUAUCGAGCACCCGAAAUCAUGCUCAACUGGAUGCACUACAACCAGACAGUGGACAUUUGGUCAGUGGGCUGCAUCAUGGCUGAGCUCAUCACAGGCAAGACACUGUUUCCUGGCAAUGACCACAUCCACCUUCUGAACAUGAUCAUUCGGCUCUUGGGCACCCCAUCCGAGGAGUUCCUCGAGAAAAUUAGCAGUCUCAGUGCAAGGAACUACAUCCGCAGCCUGCCUGUCAUGAAGAAGAAGAACUUUGCUGAGGUGUUCCAGGGGGCCAAUGAGAAAGCCAUUGACCUGCUGGAGCGCAUGCUGGAACUGGAUGCUGACAAGCGGCCCACUGCCACUGAGGCUCUGGCACAUCCGUACUUGGCCAGCCUGGCGGACCCGUCAGACGAGCCAUCAGCUGAGCCCUGCGAUCAGUCCUUCGAGGAUCGUGACCUCAGUGUACAUGAGUGGAAACAGAUGGUGCACAAGGAAGUGGUGAUGUUCCAGCCCAAGCUGCGCCAGAUCAGCGCCGGCAUCUCGGGCCUCGCCCAACACCUUCAGCGCAAAGCGAAGGUCCCCUAGGCUUCCCUGUCGGGGCAUCGAGUGGCGAUGCCUGUAAGAGUGCUUUGACUGUUAGAUGAAUAGUGUGCUCGUGUGUAAAGAAAGACAUUAAACGAGCGCGUGGUGGCGCACGCAGCUCCGCACCUGCCAUCGUGCCCUUUAUAUGGAGG